AUGGGAUGGUUACUUGCAUUAAUCAAACAGCCAUCAGUGAUCAGUGAGAUCAUUGCUGGCGUAAUUGUUGGUCCUUCAGUACUAGGAAAUAUCGAAUUUUGGUCAACACAUAUAUUUCCUUUAUCAUCAUGGAACUAUUUUACAUUAGUCGGCAAUAUUGGUCUUAUUUUAUUUAUGUUCAAUAUGGGUUUAGAACUUGAACGAAAAGAACUUCAAAAUCAAUGGAAAUCUUCUCUUCCAAUAUCGAUUUCUACUAUUGUCAUACCAUAUGCUACUGGAGCUGCAUUUGGUUUCUAUUUGUAUGAUAUUAACAAUCAAAAUGGAUUUACACCACCUGAUCGAGUUGCAUUCAUUCUAUUUACAGCAUCGAGUAUGUCAUUUACUGCUUUUCCUGUUCUUGCAUCCAUUCUUUCAUCAACAAAACUCAUAUCGACACAGAUUGGUACUUUAACAAUUAAUUGUGCGGCCGUGAACGACAUUAUGGGUUGGUGUUCAUUAGCUAUUGCUGGUGCAUUUGCCAAAGGAUCAGAGAUUGUUGGUUUAUGGAUAAUUUUAAUUGCGAUCGGUUAUGUUAUCUUUAUGUUUACCAUUGUUCGAUGGUUGGUUUUGCAUGCAUAUUCAUUCCUUGUUAAACGUGAUAAUGAAAUGAAUCGUACAUUUCUUGUUGGUAUCUUUCUUCUUCUUCUUGGUUCAUCUUUCUUUUGUGAUAUACUUGGUAUUCAUUCAUUUUUUGGUGCGUUCAUUGUUGGUGUUUUAUGUCCUAAAUCAGGUCAAUUUAGUACUACAUUAUAUCCAAAAUUGGAAUUAGUCACUGUUGAAUUAUUAUUACCACUAUUUUUUGCUGCUAGUGGUAUGCGAACAAAUUUGGGUUCAUUAAAUGAUAAGUUUCAUGUUGCCGUUACUGUACUCAUUUCUGUUAUUGCUGCUUUGACUAAAUUUUUGCCUGGAUGUUUUGUAACAAAAAUUGUUACUCGACGUCCAUGGAAAUUUUCAGCUAGUAUUGGGAUAUUAAUGAAUACACGUGGUCUAGUCGAACUGAUUGCAUUAAAUAUUGGUGUUCAACUUAAAAUUCUUUCACCACGUCUAUUUACUAUGUUUAUUAUAAUGGCACUUGUUAAUACAUUUAUGACAUGCCCAUUACUUUGGCUUGUUUAUCUUAGAAAAUACAAAUCUACAACGUUUUAUAAUAAUGAGACAAAUAAUAAUGAAGAAAUAGUCACUGAUGAAAGAGUCCCACUAAUUACAUCAGCGCCAUCAAUUGGGAUGCAGUCUUGA
Messenger RNA from Rotaria sp. Silwood1, 1275 nucleotides. The record is from the annotation of a GenBank genome assembly. NCBI's taxonomy places the organism in Eukaryota, Metazoa, Rotifera, Eurotatoria, Philodinida, Philodinidae.